AUGUGCACAGUCUAUUACCCAUCUCUCCUGAGCCCAGGUCAUUCGGAAUCACUCAGACUGCUGAGUGGAGAGAGCCGGUGUGAUGGGAGAGUUGAGAUUUCCCUCCAUGGUGUGUGGGGCAGAGUGCUGGAUGACCAGUGGGACAUGAACGAUGCCAGUGUGGUGUGCAGGCAGCUCCAGUGCGGAGUUGCUGAGAAAGCUUAUAACCCCCCCAAGUCUGGGCGAGGAACGGGCCCCGUGGGGCUGAGAAGUGUCCAGUGUGCAGGAAAUGAGACUCGUCUGACUCUCUGCAACAUCUCCAUAUUUGAGACAGCCCAGGCAGGAAUUACUGAGGAUGUCGGUGUCGUUUGCUCAGGGAGCAGGCGGAUCAGGCUGGCGAAUGGGCCGGGACGCUGUGCCGGGAGAGUGGAGAUUUAUUACAAUGGCACUUGGGGAACAGUCUGUGAUGAUUCCUGGGACCUUCCAGACUCCAAUGUUGUUUGCAAUCAACUGGGAUGUGGACACGCCAUCGAUGCAACUGUCUCUGCUCAUUAUGGGCAAGGAUCUGGGCAGAUCCGGCUGGAUGAUGUGAACUGCUCUGGGAAUGAAUCUGAUCUCUGGGACUGUCCUUCCGGGGGCUGGGACCAGCACAACUGCAGACAUAAAGAGGACGCAGGAGUUCUCUGCUCAGAGUUCACAGAUCUGAGGCUGGUGAGCGACAGUGACUGUGCUGGGCGGCUGGAAGUUUUCUACAAUGGGACAUGGGGCAGUGUUUGCCACAGUCCUAUGGAUGCAGCCACCAGGGCACUUAUAUGCAAACAUUUGGACUGUGGAGACAGUGGGAUUCUUGAAAAAGACUUUACAUAUGGAAUAGGCUCUGGCCCCACUUGGGUGGAUGGUAUUCGGUGCGAUAAGCAGCACGGUUCCCUAUGGGAAUGCCCAUCAGAUCCAUGGAAUCAGCAGUCAUGUAACAGAGGACAAGAAACCCACAUCUCUUGUGAAGGUAGGAGAAGGAAACCAUCUCAGAAUCCAUUUGCUGAAUGCCUGAACUCUACGAGCUGCACAGGCCAGGAGAAGUUACGCAUCAUGGGAGGAAACAGAUGCUCGGGCAGAGUGGAGGUUUGGUACCGUGGUUCCUGGGGAACAGUUUGUGAUGACUUCUGGGACAUGGCAGAUGCUAACGUUGUGUGUAAACAACUGGGCUGUGGAUCUGCUGUAUCUGCCCCAGGCGAGGCUGCAUUUGGCAAGGGGACUGGUCCCAUCUGGGUGGAGAAGGUGAACUGCAGAGGAACAGAGUCAUCUCUCUGGGACUGUCCUGCCAUGCCAUGGGGUGAGAGUAACUGUGAUCAUAAGGAAGAUGCUGCUGUGAAUUGCUCGGGUGUGACAGAAACAACAGCUUCACCAGAUACAACAGCUACCCCACGCCCCCCUCUGACCGACAGUGGGAGAGUCACGGUGCCUGUUGUCAUCUGCAUUAUCCUGGGAGUCCUUCUCUGUCUGCUGUUAAUCAUUCUGGUUGUGCAGGUGCAGAGGGCCAGGGCACAGCACAGAGGUGCCACAAGACCCUCAGAUCCCGUGUAUGAGGAGAUUGAUUAUAACCUGAUGGGAGAGAAGCAGAUAUUGGGUCACUCAGUCUCCUAUGCAGAGGAUUCAGUGACGAAACUGCAGUAUUACACCGGGGACAGUGAGGGGGGAAACGAUUCUGGAUCAGAACAAGAGGGAGCUUCCCCUGGGGGGUCUCAAGUGGAUUACGAUAACGUGGAGGAGCCUGCGUUGAAUGAUGACCCCCAGACUCCAGAUGACCAAGAGGGCUCUGCCUUGCCUGGAGAUGUCCCUGGGGAUAGUUAUGAUGAUGUCAGAGAAGUUUCUGACCCUGAAGAUGAUCCUGGUUCAGGGCAGUGUGCCCAAGAAGUUACUUGGGCCCCUCGGGAGAGUGACAGGAAUAGGGAUUCACAGAGAGAUUGGAAUCUGCACUCCCUAAGAAAUGAAGGGGCCUCAGGGACUGAGAGAGAGAGCCCAUUCCCGCCUCCUGAAGACCCAAGUUAUGAUGACGUUGAAGCUGGCAUCCCUGAGACAUCAAUAUAAGAAUGACUGAGUUCCAAUCAAAUAUCAUGUGAGGAUGUAAAUGCUGUAUGAUUAGACUCUUUCUCUUCUGAAUGCUAACUGGGCAUGGGGGCAUCAGAGAUAG
This is a messenger RNA of Gopherus evgoodei (Goodes thornscrub tortoise), 2167 nucleotides long. RefSeq names its product antigen WC1.1-like. Bases 1 to 2064 code for a protein of 687 amino acids. Gene Ontology annotation, cellular component: membrane. The record is from RefSeq and is a predicted model, not a curated record. The transcript is spliced from 12 exons. NCBI's taxonomy places the organism in Eukaryota, Metazoa, Chordata, Testudines, Testudinidae.